This is a messenger RNA of Entelurus aequoreus (snake pipefish), 3243 nucleotides long. RefSeq names its product glutamate decarboxylase 1-like. Bases 313 to 2091 code for a protein of 592 amino acids. Gene Ontology annotation, cellular component: presynaptic active zone; cytoplasm. Gene Ontology annotation, biological process: GABA biosynthetic process. The record is from RefSeq and is a predicted model, not a curated record. NCBI's taxonomy places the organism in Eukaryota, Metazoa, Chordata, Actinopteri, Syngnathiformes, Syngnathidae. The transcript has 17 exons. Gene Ontology annotation, molecular function: glutamate decarboxylase activity; pyridoxal phosphate binding.
ACUAGAGGAUCUGAGGGAGAGCAGCGGGCUGCAGAGCCACACCACAAUGCUGCAAAGGCUCAUUUGCUGGCACGGCUCGGUUUAAAUGUCAAGUCCAGCCCAGACCGGGUCACCUUGCGUGGAGAUCUGCUGGAGUCUGUUCUGGACUGCACCUCUAGCUCUUCACCCUCAUCUCAGCGUGAGUCGUUUUGGAUAAAUAUUUUUUUGUUGUUUUUGAGAAAAUAAACAGAAAACCUUCAGGACAUUUUUUUUUUUUUUUUUUUUUUUUUGGGGAGGAGGGGGAGCUAAAGACUUUUUUUUUGCGGGGGAUUGAUGAUGGCGUCUGCACCGUCCUCCUCCUCCUCCGCGGAUGCCGACGCGGACCCCAACGCCGCGAAUUUGCGGCCACCGGGAUCAAGUUAUGAUGCGUGGUGUGGUGUCGCUCAUGGGUGCACGAGAAAAUUGGGAAUGAAGAUAUGUGGGUUCCUGCAGAAGAAUAACAGUCUGGAGGAGAGGAGCAAGUUCUUCAAGGAGCGCGCGGCCAGGAGCUUCACGCUCACCUGCGACAACAGUGGCGGGGGCGCGCGGUUCACGCGCACGGAGACCGACUUCUCCAACAUGUUUGCGAGAGAUCUCUUACCUGCCAAAAACGGCGAGGAGCCCACCAUGCAGUUCUUGCUGGAGGUGGUGGAAAUCCUCACAAGCUACAUCCGCAAAACCUUCGACAGAUCCACCAAGGUCCUGGACUUCCACCACCCACACCAGCUGCUGGAAGGCAUGGAGGGCUUUAACCUGGAGCUCUCAGAGCAGCCAGAGUCCCUGGAGCAGAUCCUGGUGGACUGUCGGGACACUCUGAAGUAUGGCGUGAGGACAGGUCAUCCCAGAUUCUUCAACCAGCUGUCGACUGGAUUAGACAUUGUUGGCUUGGCAGGAGAGUGGCUUACCUCUACAGCCAACACUAACAUGUUCACAUAUGAGAUUGCGCCCGUCUUCGUACUGAUGGAGCAGCUGACGCUGAAAAAGAUGAGAGAAAUCAUCGGCUGGCCCGAGGGGGAGGGCGACGGAAUAUUUUCUCCGGGAGGAGCAAUUUCCAACAUGUACAGUGUGAUGAUUGCACGGUACAAGUACUUCCCCGAGGUCAAAACCAAAGGCAUGGCAGCUGCACCCCGACUGGUCCUUUUCACCUCUGAGCAUAGCCACUACUCCAUCAAGAAGGCCAGUGCAGCUCUGGGAUUUGGAACGGAGAACUUGAUCCUGCUCAACACAGAUGAAAGAGGGAGAGUCAUCGCCGCUGAUUUGGAAGCCAAAGUGAUUGCCGCCAAACAAAAGGGGUAUGUUCCCAUGUAUGUCAACGCCAUGGCCGGCACCACCGUCUACGGAGCCUUCGAUCCCAUCAAUGAAAUUGCAGACAUCUGUGAGAAGUACAACAUGUGGCUCCAUGUGGACGGAGCGUGGGGUGGAGGCUUGCUCAUGUCUAGGAAACACAGACACAAGCUGAACGGGGUGGAGAGGGCCAACUCGGUCACUUGGAACCCUCACAAGAUGAUGGGAGUGCCUCUGCAGUGUUCCGCCAUUCUGGUCAGAGAGAAGGGUUUACUGCAAGGCUGCAACUCCAUGUGUGCGGGCUACCUGUUCCAGCCAGACAAGCAGUACGACAUCGCAUAUGACACAGGAGACAAGGCGCUCCAGUGCGGGCGCCAUGUGGACAUAUUUAAGUUCUGGCUCAUGUGGAAGGCAAAGGGGACGGUAGGAUUCGAGCAACAUAUUGACAAGUGUCUGGAUCUGUCAUCAUACCUUUAUUACAAAAUAAAAGGCAAAGAAGGCUUUGAGAUGGUGUUUGACGGAGAGCCGCAGCACACCAACGUCUGCUUCUGGUACAUUCCGCCCAGCCUACGCAGCAUGCCUGCUGGUGAAGAGAGACAGCAGAGGUUGCACAAGGUGGCCCCCAAGAUCAAGGCCAUGAUGAUGGAGUCCGGCAGCACAAUGGUGGGCUACCAGCCUCAAGGAAAGAAGGUCAACUUUUUCCGCAUGGUCAUCUCCAACACGGCCGCUACGAGGUCGGACAUCGACUUUCUGGUGGAGGAGAUCGAGAGACUGGGGCAGGACUUGUAAAGGCGACUCGUGCGUUCAUUCGCAGACACUUCAUUAGGAACACCUUAGGUCCAAUCCAAGAGCUGGAUAAUACUAACAAUAAUAAUGCUAGGUUUUUAUUGGCACAUUUAACAAGUUAUUAUUGUGGUUGUAGUCAAAAAUGAGAAUGAUUAUCAUUUCAAAUAACAAUAACAAUGAGCCUCAUGUGUUCGGUUCUCAUUAGAUCGUGUACCUAAUGUUGUGGCCUGUGAUGCAUACUUUAAGUAGGGAUCUUAUGACCCUUUUUCCUGUGUGUCUUCUCUGUCAAUAGACAAUAGAAUGUCGUAUUCUAUGCAGACUGGUUUAAAAAACCCAAUGGGAACGUAAAAAAAGAGCACAAACUUACUGCAUUAAUGUAAAGUAAUAUAUAGUAUAAGAAAUGUUGGUGCACCAUGUUGUCAAAUCCAUCACCUAGGUCAGGGGUGUCCAAACUUUUUCCACUGAGGGCCGUACACGGAAAAAUUUAAGCAUGCGGGGGCCAUUUUGAUAUUUUUCAUAUUCAAACCUUAACAAAAUAUAUGGAUUUUUUUUUUUGUUUGAACCCUUUAGGGCUCCCGGGGACUAUAAAGGGUCUCAGUCAUUAAACUGUUAAAAAUAAGUCAAAUUAUUAUUUUUUAUUUAACGCUUACAGUAAAUCUCUAUAUCAACUUGAGGUUGAUAUAAAGUAAAAUAAAAUAAAAAUUCUGUCAAAGACAACUUUGUUUUUAUAGUCAAACUGAAAUAUGCAGUAUUUAGUAAUUAGAGCCUUAAAACAUCAAUAAUGCAGGACACCAUUGAUUUUAAUUAUUUCAUAUUUUUGAGUAAUCACAGUGAAAAGUUAAAUAAAAUCCUACUAAAUAUAUUUGGGAUCCAAAAGGUCCCCUACUCAUAAAGUGAUACAUUUGUAUUCGUUUUUUUUUACUUUUAACACUUAAAUUACGAGAUGAACUUCAGAUAUAUCUGUCGAUUUUACGUUUGAACUAUUAUUUUGUUUGUAUCAUGCUCUUUUGUCGAAAAAAACUUUGAUGAUUUUAUAUGGCAACCACACAAUAUAUGCAAUAUUUUUUCCACGUAAAACAUUUUAAAGUGAUAUUUUUUAACUAAUAAUUCAUUAUGACAUAGAUUUUUAGUCUUUUUUUUUUUUUUUUUUUUUUU